UGGACGUUGAUUGUAGUAGUGGAGUGCGAAGGGAGCGUGCUACCGUGCGUUCCACUAUUUAUAAUCAAAUGGGUUUCGUUGGUGUGCGUGUGUGCACACGUUAUGCACCACACUAACACAAGGGGACGCGUCGAGCGAGGCAAUGAUGUGCACGAAGUAUUAUCCCUUAUUACACGAUUCGCUUCCGCGCCGGCCGCACGUGCAAUAGUCGUCUGUCGACCUCUUUUGUAGAGCGGCGUGCGAAGUCAGUUUGUUUACAUCGGUUAGCCGCAGCGAUGCAUAGUGCGUUAGUUAGCGCGAUUGUGUCAUCGACCGUGCGCUGGUUACACCUAAAUUGCGAGUGAUUUACGGACAAUGCACCGCAUGAGUUUUUUGCGGCCAAAACUUUUUGUGAACUUGUGAACUUUUGAGGUCGGAACUUUACCUGUGAUCUCAUUAUCGCCAAAUUGAACUGUGUAUAUUUUCUAUUUCGGACCUUGUGCCAUUCGGUGUGUCAAAGUGAACUUUUUGAGUGAUAUUUUCGCAAAAUUGACUUUUGAAAAAUUUUCACCACGAAAAAUUUUUGUACCACUUGAAGAUUUUUCUGAAUUGUCGGAGAGAGAUAUUUUGAUCUGAAAAAUAUUUUUAGACGAAAGAAAAUCUUUGAAAAAUUUGGAGAAAACUUUUUGACUGAUUCAAAAUUUUUACAAAGUCGAAGAUUUGGAUUCAAAAGCGGAGAGGAGUUGAACACAAACAGGGACACAGCAUUUAUGCAUAACAAACAAACAGCUAUCUGUCCACGUUUCUUCCGUAGAAAAAGACGUUGCGAUAAACAAAGAUGGCUAUAGCAUUCAACUUGCCGAGUGAAAGAGAGGCAACAGAGGAGAACUUUUCGCGGCUGAACCGGCUCCUAGCCGAGCUGUACGAAGUUCUGUGCCACAUCUUGGUCUCACGACAGCCUGGGCAAGAAGUCCAGGAGAAUAGGCGAGAACGUCCAUACUCCGAAUCGGACAUCCCUCAACCAACGCCCCAAACCCAGCAGUGUCGCCGAUCAGCAUCAUCACCCCCUCUCACUCUAACCCUCGAUUCUGACCUAGAGGACGAUGUCUUCGCACCAAGAUCUGACAGAACCAACGACCUAUUUACCACUAGGAACCUGGACAUCUUCGGCUAUGGAAGUCCUAGGACCCCAGCUGGAGUGCUUCUAAGUCCUAGGCGAGAGAGGACGUUCAGCUUUUCGAUGACCAGUGAGAAGCAUUGGAGGGAUAAGGGAGGAACGGAUGUUGCUGAUGGAGUGACUCCUGAUGAAAUGAGUGAUGCUGAGUGCGAUAGAGAUAUUUUAGAUGAGACGGACGCCCCAAAACCUGAGGAGAAGGAGGCAGAAGGAUCCAUCUUCUCUUCAAUAAUCCCUGAUAAGCUGUCAGGGUCUAUCUGCACAGCCGUACUCUUCAUGCUAGGAUGGAAACUGUUCUCCAAUAAACGGUGAACUAAUUCAUUAAAGAGAUGUUGUGAUGGGAUUUUCAUAUAGACAAUGUAUUAUUAAAAUAUGUGACUUUGUGUAUUAUUCUGUGUUUGAGUAUUAUUAAAUUCAUUUUGAAAUUGUAUUUUUUCAUAAAUUCUCAUGUCGAAAAAUUACUUUUUAGUUUUAUUAUUCAAAAUUGUAUUUUAUUUUACAUUUUGUGUAUUGUCGUAUAUUUUAAUAAUACAUUGUCUUUUCAUUAAAAAUAAGCGUACGAUGAAUAAAUUAAAAUGUUAUUCUCUGCGCUACGCUUUUUGCAAUUUGUACAUUUUAUACGGAUUAUUAAAAUAAUCCUAAUUUUGUAUUAUUAUUAUUAGACGUAAUAAUACACGGCUUUAAUAUAAAGUUGUGUGUUUGUGUAUCGUCUGUCGAACGCACACAUGUAUUUGUAUAAUAUACGUAGUGAUUUGAUAGAUAAAAAGAAGUUUGGUCCAUGGCAAAAAUGCUGCUUUAAUAAUACACUUAAUGGCACUAAAAUGGCUACUAUUAAGCAUUAUUUUUAUAGAUCAAAGAAAUCAAAAGAUUUAUUUUUUUCUAAAACAACGAAAAGCGACCACAAUAAAGAUAAAUUAACAAAAAAAACUUUUAAUGAGUUGAAGUUAUGUAUGUAGUAUGUUAUAAAAAUUUGAAGCUAGCACAAUUUGCACAAAAUUAAUGUCAAUUUAAUAAAAUUUGCUGUUGUAGUAUAUGCCUAAAGAACAUAAUAAUAUUAAAUAACCAUUAUAAUAAUAAAAUAUAUUGAAAUGUCAAUUUACAUUCCGCUUUCAAUGUAUCCAUAAAUAUCUCAUUAAUAUAAGAAAUAAAAUACAAUAAGAAUUUAUCUAUGUAUUCAGAAGAAUGGACCAGCGAUGUUAUAGAAAAAUAGAUUUUAUUUAAAACAAGAAAUAAAGUCCGUUUUCCGAUAAAUUGUUCCAAAGAGAGCAGCCUAAAAAUUAUUAUCGAUUGAUCUCAUUUUUUUUUAUUAUUGUGUGUAAUGGAAAUGUUUAUUUUAAUAAAUAUUUUAGAGUUAGACCCUGCAUGGUGAGUGCCAAGUUAAUCGAUGGAGAUUUUAUGAUGAGAUGGUAUAUUUUCAUAGUUAUUAUCAUUAAUUGUAUAUACUUUAAUAAUUAAGGUUGAUUGAUAAGCUCUGUCAUGUCGGAUCGGAAGGGUGAUUUUCUAUCAGAGAUGUGCUAUGUAGCUAUGCUAUGAAGAUGUAUUAGUUAAGUCGUGUGUUAAACUAUGUCAUCGUUUCCACUAAUAUUAAGCUAUGUAUUGAAGAAAAUGCGCAGCUCGAGUAUGGGAUGUAUCGGUAUUAGGGAAACCAUCCAGAGCACACAUAAAUAGCACGCAUCUUUCCAUGUAGAAAACACAACAUAGCUGAGUCCGUUACCGCCAGUGCUAAGCUAUGUGUACCAAUCAAUAUGAGAGGUGGAAACCAAAUGCAUCCACAGCAACGUAGCAUAGCACAUCUCCGGUGGAAAAGCGCUCUAAAACAAUUAGUUAAAAUUACGUUCAUUAUUUGAAUGAUUAAUAGAUAUUGUUUUGACAUCAAUUUGUAAUUUAAAUUUUACAAAAUGGAUGAAGUAAUUGGAUAAGCUAGGGUAAUUUUAAAUUAGUAGGUAUUUGAACACAUUGAUUUUUAUGAGAAAAGGAUUUUAAUUCAUCAUUGAGUGCUGUUUUAUUUAAAAUCAUAAGCUUAAAUGUACUGUAAUUACAAUUUGCUCUGUUUUUCUUGUCAAGAACUACAACGAUGCAUUUUUUUUUGUCACAAAUAAAUAGCUGGAUACACGACAGAGAGGUUAUGAUGGAUAUUUUUCAUAGAUUUAACGAUAAUAGUACCUAAGUAAAGUAAAAUACUCCACAUAGUUUUGCUAGCUGCUAACUCAUACCGAUAAGUUACAUACGAGGCUUUGAAUUUAAAAAAUACAGUUCAAUAAAAAUACAUUAUAAUUCCAAAAUUACAAUCAAAUACAAUUCAGUUACAAUACAAAUACAAUUCAGUUCGCAU
Messenger RNA from Spodoptera frugiperda (fall armyworm), 3485 nucleotides. RefSeq lists its product as uncharacterized. The record is from RefSeq and is a predicted model, not a curated record. Lineage: Eukaryota; Metazoa; Arthropoda; Insecta; Lepidoptera; Noctuidae. The transcript is spliced from 3 exons. Bases 818 to 1465 code for a protein of 215 amino acids.